UAGUUAGUGGCUUUUUGCGGGCCCAGACAGACGCGUUCGUUUGUCCCAAUGGAUAAAGAUGAGGAUAAACAGAAAGGGGACAAAGAUUCCGCACCCCAGUCAACCUCCUCAUCCGCUGAUUGGAGCGACAAGCUAGCGGAGCUGGUCGCCUGGUUCGAGGGCAAUCCCAAUCUGCCCGAAAAGAUCGAACCGAUAGUUAUGCUACGAUUCCUUAAGUGCAUGGCAUUUAAUGUAGAACGCACCAAAUCUCUGGUGGAGCUCAACUAUAGUAUGCGGAAUAAACAUCCCCAUCUGUUUAUGGAUCGCAACAUGGAGGACGAGAUGACCGCCAAGGGCCUGCGGGUAUCGGACCUUUUGAUACUACCCGGAAUUACGCCCCAGGGAAAUAAGCUGCUUUUCUUUCGCAUGGCCGAUCUAGAUCCACAUACGCGAAAUUCCGUGGAGGAGACUAAAAUCUUCUUUAUGAUGAGUGAUGCACGAUUCACUAUGCCGGAUGUGGAGCGAGGGACUGAAAGCGGAAAGGAUUAUGUACUGGACGAAGCGGAUAUUGCGCAAGGCGAUGUUCAAAUCGUGGAUAUUGAGGGCUAUACUAUACGUCACCUGGCCUACGUUUCCAUUUUUGUGCUGCGUAUUUAUAUGAAGUUCCUUCAAGAGGCUUAUCCUUCUCGUCUUCAGGCCAUGCACGUAAUCAAUUGUCCCUCUUACCUGGACAGGCUCAUCUCCAUGAUGUCCCCCUUCCUGAGGGAGGAGGUUCGGAAUAUGAUCAAGUACCAUACAGAGGGACUGGAAAGCCUCUAUAAGGAAGUGCCCAGGGACAUGUUGCCGGAGGAGUAUGGAGGCAAGGCUGGCUCUAUAGCGGAACUCAAGGCCCGGGGCGUUCAGUCUAUCAAGGACAAAACUGCCUAUUUGAGCGACGAGCGCUAUUGGAAAGUGGCUUCCCAGAGCAAGAGCCGAUGGUCCUGGUUCUAAUCUUACGAUAUUCUGAUAACUUCCACGUGAUAUAAUUUCAAAUGUGAUCAAGAAGCGCGCCUUGCCAAAUCGUUUAGCCGGGGAGGUCCCAAAAUUAUAUACCUACAGGGUUUUUAAGCUCAGUUUGGCGAUUCGAAAGAAUGAAGCUGCACUCAAUGAAGAAUUUAUAAAUA
Messenger RNA from Drosophila suzukii, 1142 nucleotides. RefSeq names its product alpha-tocopherol transfer protein-like. The record is from RefSeq and is a predicted model, not a curated record. Lineage: Eukaryota; Metazoa; Arthropoda; Insecta; Diptera; Drosophilidae. Gene Ontology annotation, cellular component: membrane. Gene Ontology annotation, molecular function: phosphatidylinositol bisphosphate binding.